Molecule: messenger RNA, 3562 nt
Organism: Culex quinquefasciatus (southern house mosquito)
Lineage: Eukaryota; Metazoa; Arthropoda; Insecta; Diptera; Culicidae
Exons: 6
Coding region: 426-2237 (603 amino acids)
Cellular component (GO): membrane
Molecular function (GO): hexosyltransferase activity
Source: RefSeq, a predicted model, not a curated record
GUCGCGGAAAACGUCAACCGAAGAUUGCGGCACGACCAGAAGAACGAGAACCAUCAGAACGACGGAAAAAUUUUCCCGACCUGACGGAAAUCGCGAGAAAAUCGGAACCCGCGGUGUGUGGGUUUCAAUCGUUCCGUUCCGGUGGUGGCCACGGGUGGAAAAGCGGGUUCCCGGUGGGAUAGAUAAUCUGGGAGUGCUUCCGGAUUUGGUGGUGGGAGUUGUUUGGGAAGGAAGAUUUUAGUGAAGAGAGGAAGAACAGUGUUUUGCGUCGAUUUAAAAAGUGAAAAUUCUCCUUAUAAAUAAAUGAUUUUGUUUGGUUGAUUGAACUAGAAGUUGGGAAGAUUGUAAAAUGUUGUUGUCUAGGAAAAAGGGGUUGGCUUUUUGCUGAAACAGUUCUUCCAAAAAGUUAAACAAAUUGCAAAACCAUGUACACCGCCGGCGGCAACCUGGCGGAACUGCCGGUCUACCGGCGGCUGCAGGAUCCGGAAGCGGACGACCGGAGCAUCAGCUCGACCAGCAACGAAACGGACGCGGACGAGUACCACUCGCUGAUUGACGAAUCGUACCGGAAGAGCAAACCCAAAGUGGGCUACGAGCAGCACCGGCGGAGCCUUCCGUCGACGGGGGGAAACAACUGCACCCGGAACCGGAUUUUCCUCUGCUUUAUCGGGGUUUGCUGCUUCAUGACGGUGUUGAUGAACAUGCCGUGGAGCGCGGAAAAGGGUCGCGUUGGAACCAUCGCCGGCUGGAGUGCCAACACGUCCCGGCAGACGGCCCAUUACGUGCUGCCGGCGGAAAACACCACCGUAAUCGACCCGGUCAACGUGUGCACGGCCGAGGAACGCACCGGCGAGGGUCUCGAGAACGAGAAGGUGUUUCUGCUGAUUGUGGUGUGUUCGGCGCCGCGGAACUUCGAAGCCCGCCAGACGAUCCGCGAAACGUGGGGAAAUGUGAGCGGGUUCAACUAUCCGCAGUUUGCGCAGCUGCACGCGCGCCUCCGGGGCGAGUAUUUGGAUCCGAGGCCACCGGACAGGGAUUUGGCCGAUUUUAUGCGGCGGGUGACGGGUGCGGAUGGGAUUGCCGUGGCCAGUGAACGGACGCAGAAGCAGCAGCAGCACCAGCACCAGAGUGCUGCGCCAGAAAGGCACCACGACCGUAGCCGCCGCGCUACCGAUCCUCACAGCAGUAGUAGUAACAAAUCUAGUCAAUCAUCUCCUGCGCCAUCCCAGUCCACCUCCACCACGCCGGGUGGCGUUCCUUCCCCGCUGGACGGCGCCCUCCUCAACGUCAAGGUAGUAUUCCUGCUAGGCCAAACCGAGGCCGAGUAUUUGCAUCAACGCACCGGCAAACCAGUGGCCGGCGAACAACAGCAACAGACGACGCCCCUUGCGCCGGUUGAGCAGACCACGGCGACGCGACCUCCGAGCUUGUUCCAGCCGGGCGGGGACGUCGAUCCGGCGUUUAACGUGCGCGAAGAGCCCGAACUGGACGAGCAGCAGCGGCGGUUGCUGAACGAGAGUGAGGUGUACGGGGACAUCAUUCAGGAGAGCUUCAUCGAUAGCUACAACAAUUUGACGCUCAAGACGAUCAUGAUGCUCAAGUGGGUGAACAACAAUUGUGACGGGCGAGUGAAGUACAUCAUGAAGUGCGACGACGACACGUUCGUGAACGUGCCCAACUUGCUGCAGGUGCUGCUCGGCGGGACGGUGCCGCUGUACAAGGCGUCCAUUCCGUUCUACGACCGGAACACGGUGGCGGUCAAGUCGGCCAAGAAUCGGCUGGUGCAGGUGCGCCGACUGCUGACCGGGUUUUUGUUCUGCGAGGCGAAGCCGAUCACCGAUACCAGCAGCAAGUGGUACUCCCCCAACUACAUGUACAACAAGGAGUUCUACCCCAACUACCUGUCCGGCUCGGGCUACCUGAUGAACCUGGACGCCGCCAAGCUACUCUACCGCAGGCUCCUCACGACGCCCAUCUUCCACCUUGAGGACGUCUACCUGACCGGAAUCGUGGCGGACAGCGUGAAACUGCACCGCUACCACCACCCCCUGUUCUUCUACUCGUCCACCAAGGAUCCGUGCGCCCUGCGCGGUAUGGUCUCCCAGCACCAGCUCGGCCCGUCGGAACUGCGCAUCGCGUACGACUUUGUCACCAACACGACCACAGUUUGCGGUGGGCCCGAGCGUAACUUUAGCAUGGCCAAGAUGAAGCUGCAGCAGCGCAAAAAGUGCCAAUGACACUGAGCCAAGCCGGGGGUGGUGGUGCCGCCGCCGCCACCGUCGAAGACUCGCGCCGCCUUGGCCACGAUCGGGCGGCGCCACUUUGGACGACGCACUCACUAGAUUGGGGAGUUUGUUUUUAUCCAUUUAAUUAGUCCGCGCAUUCUCGUUUGACUCUCCAGUAACUCGUAAUUCUCCGUCUUAAAAGUAGGACAAAGUCAGCAGGAUAAGCCCAAGAACACAAAGUUGUAUAGAAAGUGUAGCUAGUUUUUGUUUAGGUCUAAAUAUUCUAACGAGUUGAUUAUAAACGAAAAACAAAUAAAAUCUGAUCAAAAAAGGCGCCUCUUGUUGGUUGGAAAGUGCAUUCCAAAGCGUGUUAAAUAAAAACAAUUUUUACCAACUAGUGUUUACCAAUUUCAAGCCGAGGGAUUUAGCGAUGGAAUGAAUGGGACAGGACGCGGUAAAACCGAAACCUUUCCAAAAGGGGCGUGUCCUUAGAGCGAGUAACGAGCGUAGUGUUAGCAAAGAGCUAAAAAAGUGAAAAGUUUAAACAAAAAAUAGAAAUCAUUUGAUUCAGCUGUGAUUUGAGAAUAUUUUAGAUAGAUUUACAAAAUAAUAAAGAAAAGGAAAAGCUAGAAUAACUAAUAAAUUACCGUUAGAAAAGUCUGUUUAGCGAAGAUAAAAUCACUAGCGAAAGUUACUAAUUGCGACCCACUCACACAAAACAAGCACACACAAACCUCUUCUUCUUUAGUCGUUUCAGCAAGGCAUUUAAUUUAGAGCUUAGAAAGAUGUGCUUCAAGUGGGGCACACGCAUUACCAAUUUUAGUCAGUCACCUUUUCGCGAAUGUGAAAACCACUCAGCACAAAAGACACAAACGACGAACAACAAAGAUGUAAUUCUCGAGCACAACUGUUUUCCGUUUUAAUUCUUAAAUAGAUUUUAAAUCCUUUUUAGCAAACCGCAACAAAAAAAGCACAGUAAACCAGUAGAAACCGAACAAUUCAUCAUAGUUUAGUAGUUCCUAGGUAGUUUUGUUCUUUUUCUGAGGUAGAAAAAAAAUCGAGUCACUUAUGAUUAAAACGUUAGAAUGUGUAAGAAAAAUCGGUAACGCGAAGCGUUACCAUUGAGUAUAGCUUUAGAAAUUGGGUGCGAGCGUGUGCUGUAACAAAACGAACAAAGAGAGAAUGUAAGCGACGCGCGGGGGCAUUGGAAAAGAAAACCAACUCAGCAGCAUCGAAGCUGUGGGAUUUAGUUCAUAUCGCUUUUCACCUAGGUUUUUAGGAUUGAAUAAAAACGUGUUAAGAUUGACGUCGUCGCAUUUGGGGACGUGUAAAUAAAU